Molecule: messenger RNA, 6411 nt
Organism: Oikopleura dioica
Lineage: Eukaryota; Metazoa; Chordata; Appendicularia; Copelata; Oikopleuridae
Source: the annotation of a GenBank genome assembly
AUGAUCCGCUCGGGCUUAAUAUUUGCCCUUUUAGCGGGCUGCGCGCAGGCGAGUCGGCGAAGCCAGAGAGCAGCUAGAGCCGUAAUCGUAAUUACCGGUAACUUUACCGAAUGGGAAUGUGGAAACUGCACAGAAUCAUGCGGCUACGAAGGAACACGAACAUGUGUCCGAGAGUGUGUCGAUUCUAGACACGGAUCAGGCGAGGACGAGUUGAACGCUUGGAUUGACGAUCCAUAUGCGGAUGAAUUUAAUAAGCAAAUUGGUGAUGAAUAUGAUAUUGUUUGCGAGAGUGAUGCUGACGGCCAGCUCCUUGAGAAGGUUGACAACUGCCCAGACAACGAUCCGUGCCCAACUUGGGGAGAGUGGACCGAUUCUGGUUGUCCUGUCACUUGUGGUGUCAACGCUACCAAGAUCCAGACAAGAGAUUGUUUGGUUGGCGACGUUGUCGUCGAUGCUGCUCUUUGUCCACCUGGCGAAGCCACUCAGGAAGUAAACUGUGGUCUUGCUAAGUGCCCAUCAUGGGGUGAGUGGGGACCCUGGUCUGACUGCACAGCCGAGUGCGGUGGUGGUACCACUACAAGAGAACGAGAUUGUACCAAUGCUCGAAAACACCGAACCUACUACCAGGAGCUUCUCCUUAUCAUGUCCGGACGAGCAGAUCUCGUCUGCGACGGAUUGGGCACAGAGGAAGCCGCCUGCAACACAGAUGAAUGUACUUACUCAUGUGGUGACAUUACCGACUCUAAUGCUUACCCUUGGUAUCCUGCCAUCGCUGCAAAAGCCACUGUCGAGUGUAAACACAACGACUAUUGCACUGUUUCUUGCGCUGAUGGAAAGAGUACCGCAUAUCCAGACGCUUCAGAUGUCACCACUGCUUGGGAUGGACAAAUCCAUUGUAACGAAGCCGCUGCACCACCAGAAUUCGAACUUAAUCCAGCUGAAGUAAUUAAUUUCAUGUGCCAAGAUCUUCCUUGUGAUGAUGGCGCCGGGGCUGAAAUUGUUGAUUUCCCCGCUCAUGAUGCCACUACUGCUGAUGUCGUCUGUGAUGCCGGUGCUUGUGCUAUCAAUUGUCUCGAUGAUACUCACUUCCCUCAGCCAGCUGCUUCCAUUGAUUGCACUAAUUUCCUCGCUAACGAGGCUUUCCUUACCAACAAGCUUGCCAAAUGCACAGAAUCUGCUUGUGGUCUUGUCGAAGAUGACGAUCUCUGGACUGGACUUGCCUCUUUGGGUCUUGAAGCCGCUUGCGAUGCUACUUCCUGUAACAUCUCUUGCAGCGAUGCCACUAUGAUUGCUGUCGAAAACGCCGCUGAAAAGACUGAUGCUGUCACAUGUGGUGCUUCCGCAUGGGACUUGAGCGCAUGGAGCGGUGCCGGUGUUCAGUGCCAGAUCCUCGCUUGCGAUGCUGCUUUUGAUCCAACUACUAUCACUAAAACCGAAGGCGCUACUUUGAACUGUGCCGGAGGACAGUGCGCUGUCGAAUGUCCCGGUGAUCUUCAUCCAAGUGUCGCCGCCAUUACUUGUGAUAACAAAGACAGUGUUACCGCCGUUUCUUGCCAAGAGCUCAGCUGCGGUGAUCAGGACUCUUUCUCUGGCGAUUUUGCUGAUGGAACUUACAACUGCAACUCUACUGCUGAUUUCUGUACUGCCGAGUGUACCGAUGCUACCCUUGUUCCCUACCCAGCCGAUGGUGUUAGCUGUGAUAAUGGCGCUAUCAGCCCAGCAGGAGCUGUCACUUGCGAAAUCACCGGAUGUGGUGAUCCAGCUAACUUUAACUACGGAGCUGGUUGGUCCGAGGUUACUGCUACUUGCAGCGACGCCAACACUUGUGCUCUCUCUUGUGACGGAGACGCUACCAAGGCAUUCUCAUACCCCGUUGAUGAAGUUACAUGCAUUGACCGAACUCUUACCCCAGCAUCUGGAAACGAUAUCUAUUGUGCCGAAACCCCAUGUGGUCUUCUCGGUGACUUCUACAAUGUCGAUGCCACUGGCUUGACCACUUCCUGCACCGCCGAUUCCUGCGAUCUUACUUGUGCUGCUGGACAGAUGUCCACUUACUUGACUCUUGCCUGUGACUCUGCCAACCGAGCUUACCAGCACGCUCAUAGCUCCGAGACCCAACAGGUUGCUUGCGUCGCCGAGUACGAUACUCCAUGCGGACAAGUUGAGGACUCUUUCACCAUGGUCAGAGAUGACUUCACAAUCACCUGUACUGGUCUUGAAUCCUUUUACCAGACAACCGCUGUCUCCUGCGAUGUCACUUGCGCCAACGCAAACAACGUUCAAACUGGACCAACAAGCGUUACCUGCGAAAACUCUGCUUACACUGGCGCUGGUGCCGCUAUCACAUGCAUGGACACCAACUGUGGCGAUGUUUCUUCUACCUGGACUGUCGAAGCUGGUGUUGAAUACGAGUGCGUCGAUGAUGUUUGCACCUUCACCUGUACCGAUGCUUCUCUCGUGCCAACCUUCGAUACCGCUACUUGCCAAGCUGACCUUAGCUUCGCUGCCGUUGUCCUCUACCCAGAUUCCGUCGCGCCAGUUACCCCAACAAGCAUCAGCUGUGCCGCUCCAAUCGAGCACACUGUUUGUGGUGAUCCAACUGCUUUCUUUGUCAACUUGCCCGCCGACUCUACCUUCUCUUGCGUCGAAGCUAGCCAGGAGUGCAACAUCAUCUGUGACACAGCUGUUUACGGCGAUGCUGUUCAGGCUGACCCCGUCAAGAUUUCCUGUAAUCCAUCUACUGGACUUUUUGUUGAGGCUGCUGAUAUUGAGAUGGAAUGCUCUCUCUACGAUGUUACAUGCGGUAAUCUCGAAGACUUCUUUGGAAUCGGCGCUGGAGUCGUUUCCACCUGUGUUAAAUUCGGCGAAGCUCGACAAAACUUGGAUGUUUGUACUAUGACUUGCUCUGAUGCCUCCCUUUUUGCCUACCCAUAUGAGGUCAUCCGAUGUGACAUUGAUACUGAGCUUUUUGUUGAAAACACUGGUGUCAACGUUACCUGUGAAGAAACUCGAUGUGGUGAUCCAAAGAACUUCGACUACGGAGCUGGAUUCAAGGACAUCGAUGUCUCUUGUGACGUCCAGGCUGAUGCUACUAAGUGUUCUCUUACAUGUGCCUUUGGUGCUAACGCCGGUUUCGUCAUCGAUACCGCCAAGAACCCCUUUGCCGAAGUUAUCUGUGAUAACACCGGAACACUGAUGCCCGAGAGCGGAUCUGUCGAAAUCGUCUGUGCCGAAACUCCUUGUGGCCAGCUCGCUACCGAGUUCGUUGGUUUCUCCGUCGAUGCCAGCUGCAACGCUACCUACUGUGACUUCAGCUGUGCUGAUCCUGCUCAGAUGCCAAGCUACUUCAACGCUGCUUGCGACGGAACAUCAUACACUCAUGUUUUCGGAAGUGAGAGCAACGCUCUUACUUGUAUUCCAAAACAAGAUUCUCCAUGUGGAAAUCUCGCCGAUACUUUCACUUACGAUCCCGCCGCCAUCGACCUCGGCUGUGAAGCCUUUGUCUCUGUCUAUCAGACCACCCCACAUGUUUGUGCACCAUCGUGUGUCGACACUAACAAGGUCCUUGUUACCGACGCCGAGAUCACUUGUGAAGCUAAUGCUUUCACCAAUACUCUUACUGAUAUCAUGUGCAAGGACACCAUGUGCGGUGACCUUUCUGAUAAGUGGACUGUCGAAGCUGGAGUUGUCGCUACCUGCACUGAGUCUGGAUGCGAAUUCUCUUGCGAAGAUGCUGCUGAGCAACCAUUUGUUUCCUCUAUCACUUGUGACGUUGCCACUCGAACCUUCGAGGAUGUCGUUCUCUGGCCAGACAGUGCCAGCCCAGUUACCAACCCAGUCAUCAAGUGUGAAGUCCGAGAUGAUACUCCAUGCGGUAAUGCUGCUGACUUCACUAAUUUGUUGAACGAUACUGUUAUCAACUGCGAUUGGGAUACUGCCACCUGUCAGGUCAUCUGCGACCAGGUCAUGUACGAAAACCACCAGCCAAACAUCGAACUUAUUACCUGCGAUGUCAGCACUGAGCAAUUCAACUACCCCUUCGACCAAGAAUUCAACUGUAACCUCUACGAUGUUACUUGUGGUGAUCUUGAAGAUAGCUUCACAUUCGAUGAUGAUGUCUCCUACACUUGCGAGUACUUCAAGAAUGCCCGAAACGUCGACCUUGAUGUGUGUACUCUUACCUGCGCUAGCCCAGAUGAGAAGCCAUACCCAAUCGACAAGAUCGAAUGUAUCCAGUCCACCAAGCAGUUCCUCACACAAGUCGGUCAGCACAUUGAGUGCAUUCCUCCACCAGAGACUGACUGUGGAUAUGUGUCCGAUCAGUACAACCUUCUUGAUAGCGCUGGCAAGGCAAUCUGCGAUGAAACCACUGGAAUUUGCUACUUCGAGUGCGCCGACCCAACUCACUACAACCCAAUUCCACGAGUCGAAUGUUUGGCCAACGGAAACUACUACCCCAACGUUGGCGGCACCAUCGGAUGCUACCCCGGAUACGAUACUGCUUGUGGUAACAUCGAAACCACUGGAAACUCAAUCAAGGCUUGCGCCAACAACACUUGCGAGUACACUUGCGAAGAUGCCACUGACUUCCUCCAUGGUGUCACCACUGCUACUUGCACUGUGAUCGAAGGUGUUGUCAAUGUUGACUACGCUGCCAAUCUUCAUAUCUCUGAAUCAUCCACUAUGGAAUCUACUUGUGGCGAAACCAUGUGCGGUGACGUCAGCAGCAUUGCCGGCCAGUUCAGCGAAGAUGUCCAGAUCGAUCUCAGCAUGCUUGAUGCUGAUGGUUAUGGCAAGAUCAUGCUCGGAUGCAACGGCACCGUCAUCUCUGGCCUCAAGGGACAUACCGCUAUUGCCUGUCUCGCCACUUCUGGUAAUUUUGAUCUUGUUGAUCCUGAAGCUUCCGUUGCGUGCUCUGCCACCACUUGCGGUGACCCAUCUGAUGUUCUUUCCAUCGGAGAAGGUGUCAUUCAUGAAUGUUCCGAUGCCGACAUCUGCUACUUCUCUUGCGAUGCCGAAGAGGGUUCUUCUGUCGCUCCAACUAUGGACGAACUUAUUUGCCAGACCCUCACUGGAGAGUUCUUGAACGGUUUCCAGACAUCUGUCAAAUGCUUGUCUGGCUGCGACGAUUUCGGACCAGAGACUGGCUAUAUCACCAGCGAUCCACUCCUUGAGAUUGAGUGCCCAGAGUACACCCCAGGAGAGAUGGACCAGUACUGCCACUUGAUCUGCCGACUCCGAAACGAAGAUGGUACCUUCGUGCCACCACGAGUCAAGGAGACCGGCCAGGAAUUGCGAAAGGUUCAGUGCUACAAGCCAGGUGCCAUGGAAGGUUUCUGGCGAGCUGUUUACGCUAGCCCAUACGGUGUCCCAAUCUACAAGAAGAUCGAGGGUGAAGGUGUCCGAACAAUUAUCUGUGAAGCUGGCGAAGCCCCAACUCAGCCACCAGUCAAGAGCUGUGGACCAGUCCGAGAGACCUACAACAUUGACGAGGAUAACAUGCAGGUUCGAUGUACUGAUACCAAUUGUGGUUUCAAGUGCGACCCUGGUUACAAAUUGAACAAGGGUGCCCCAACUAACGUCAUCUGCCUCGCUGCCAUUGACGAGGGAUGGUCACCAAACUACCCUGGACAGAUCCGAUGUGAAAAGGCCGGAAACGGUGGUGAAGUCGAAGAACCAGAAGAUGAUUGCGGCAGUCCAAAUGUCAAACUUGGAGACAAUGUCGUCGAAGAUUGCAGCGGUAACCGAUGUGAUUACAGCUGCUCCAACGGUGGCGAUCCAACUGCUUCCAAGCUCGACUGCAAGGGAGGAAAGUGGAUCAUUGAAAAGAAUAUCAAAAGAAGGGCAUCCAAUGCUCUGAUGGUGAUGGAAGGUGGAGUUUUGGCUCAAUGCAGCGCCAAACAGUGCAGCUUUACUUGUGCGGAUGGUAACAGCGAGCCAUCAAAGGAUACUGUCAAGUGUAAAUGCAAGAAGGGCAAGUGCAACUGGGACAUCUCGAAGAAGGAGACCAUCUCCUGUGGAGGUGCCAAGAGUGCAACUACAACCAGCAGUGGUAAACCAGCCAAAGCAGGCAAAGCUGGCAAAAAGGACAAAAAGUCAAAGGGUAAGUCCACAGCCGCAGCCUCAACCACUUCGACAACCUCCACCGAGGCAGUUUCCGAGGAAUCUGCUCCAGAGGAAGCCCCAGUUAGUGAGGCACCAGUCGAAGAAGUUGCUCAGCGAGUUCUUGUUGAAGCCGAUACUGGCUGUGACACCACUGCAUUCGGUCCUGAUGUUGCCUUCACCAACUGUGCUGGUGGCAAGAACGUUGAAUGCGAGGUCGUCUGCCUGAACGGUGGAAGCCCAAGCAUCGCCGUUGCCACUUGCAACAAGAAGUUCCGAUGGGAGCACGAUUCUAUUACCUGUGCGUAA